AUGCUGCAGCCUCGAUUAUCCAGAUGUGUAGUGCCUGCGGAUACAUCCCUCACAGCUCUUACAUCGUCGCUGAACUCCCUGAGUUUGUGUUCCAGACACCAAAUCCUCGCGCCCCGGAAGUGUACAAAUUUCGUCCGACAUGCUUCACACGCAGCCCAAGGUCGUGCCAAUGGCCCAACCGACUCUGCAGGACGGCGUCUGGGUGCUAAAAAGUCUGCGUCGGAGUACGUAGCUCCAGGGAACAUCAUAUUCAAACAAAGAGGUACGAAGUGGCAUCCAGGCGAGAAUGUCGGCGUCGGCAAGGACCACACCAUCUACGCACUCGAGUACGGCUACGUUCGAUACUACCGCGACCCUCUCAAGCACCCCAAGAGACGAUACAUUGGCGUCGCGCUCGAGAAGGAAGGCCCAGGCUCACAACUUCCAUUGCCUCGCAAUGCUCCCACGCGAAGACGGCUGGGCAUGUACGCCACGCCCAUCAGACACCCCGACUCCGACAAGGACUUUAUGGAAGCUCACCUGAGCGCGAACAGCCACGUAGCGUUUAAGAACGGCGGAGCCACGCCUACGCCGCCCCCACCGACCAUCAUGCGCGAAGGAACCUACAGAGAAGCAAAUGUCUCGAUUGGCCGGGCCGCAGAGAGGAAGGGCAUCAGUGUCCCGAGAUACGAUCGAUCGGACAGGUGGAUGGCUUGGAGAAAGCGAGCCGCUCGGAUCAAGGCUACCAUGGAAUCCAAGGCGGCCAAAGGCACCAAGAAGUCCAAGGGCAAGAAGUCAAACAAAGGCGCCAAGAUCGGUGGAAAGAAGAGAUAA
Exophiala spinifera is the source of this 813-nucleotide messenger RNA. RefSeq names its product ribosomal protein L27. Gene Ontology annotation, molecular function: structural constituent of ribosome. Gene Ontology annotation, biological process: translation. The transcript is spliced from 2 exons. NCBI's taxonomy places the organism in Eukaryota, Fungi, Ascomycota, Eurotiomycetes, Chaetothyriales, Herpotrichiellaceae. The coding region runs from base 1 to 813 and encodes 270 amino acids. Gene Ontology annotation, cellular component: mitochondrial large ribosomal subunit; ribosome. The record is from RefSeq and is a predicted model, not a curated record.